GUGAAUUUGCUUUUGCAUAAUAUUACACUUCCCAGUGAUCCGAAUGAGAAGACUCUUAUGGUGCGUGAUGUAUUAAAAAAGAUGAACAGACGACUGUUAUCUCCACUUCAUUUUUACCGAAAUGCUCAAGAACAUUUAUACCCGAACAAGGUAGAUGAAAGAGACACCAAUACUGUGAGCAAUAGCCAUUGGGUGCAUGAUUACGUUUCAAAAAACAUUGAUUUAUUUACCCCAGCAGUACGUGGUUUUAACUCUCUCAAUAAAUUUCAAUUUGGGGGUUUCCUAAAAGUUUUUUUCGAAGAAUUCUGUCCAUGGUUGGACGAGGCCCCUUGUACAAAGUCAAAGGCCCCUGAUACGAAGGCAAAGGCUGAGGCCUCUGAUACGAAGGCAAAGGCUGAGGCCCCUGAUACGAAGGCAAAGGCUGAGGCCCCUGAUACGAAGGCAAAGGCUGAGGCCCCUGAUACGAAGGCAAAGGCUGAGGCCCCUGAUACGAAGGCAAAGGCUGAGGCCCCUGAUUCGAAGGCAAAGGCUGAGGCCUCUGAUACGAAGGCAAAGGCUGAGGCCCCUGAUACGAAGGCAAAGGCUGAGGCCCCUGAUACGAAGGCAAAGGCUGAGGCCCCUGAUACGAAGGCAAAGGCUGAGGCCCUUGAUUCGAAGGCAAAGGCUGAGGCCUCUGAUACGAAGGCAAAGAAAACAGAAGCGAAGAAGAUGAAGGAUGAGCAGAGGCGAAGAAGGAGGAACAGGAGAAGAAGUCUUUAAAAGAAGACACUCAUUGCUUGAGGCAAACUGAUUCCUAUUCCCUUGACUUAUCCUUGUAACAGUUUGCUACUGUUUCUAAUGUUAAGCCUUAUGAUGUUUGUCUAAGAUGCGUCUACAACUAUUGAAAAGUGGAGACUUUUCUCCCUUUGUUUUUUAAUAUGAUUUACGUACUUAGUUAUUUUAUUCAUUUAUUUAAAAUUAUUACUAACCAAUUGAUUCAUGGAUUUUGUAGAGCAGGAACAAUGGAGGAAGCCUCUGAGGUAAUAGAUACAAUGGUAGGACUCGGAUUGCAAUCAUGAUAUCAAGACUUGAACUCUUUUUGAUCAAAGGCCACUGUGAAGCUAAUGCAGUAGACGAAGCAUUGCUUUGUCUUGCUAAGACAGUGAAGAAAAAUGUUGAUGCUGAUGGUGAUCUGUUGGAUGUAUUAAUAAACGGUUUUCUCAAUCAGGGAAAAUUAGGAGCAUAUGAAAUUAUGAAUUGCUAAAAGAGAUGGUGGCUAAGACUCACGCCCUACCAUGGCAAGCAACAUAUAAGAAUCUGAUUCAAAUGUUGAUGGGGGAAAUGAAACUUGAAGAAGCACUGGAUCUACUUUGUGGAAUGAAGAAUAUCAAUUUUCCACCUUUUGUAGAACCUUUUUAUAAUUAUAUUUCCAAGCUAGGGACAGUAGAGGAUGCAAUGGAGUUUCUGCAGGCCAUUAGUAAGGGACAUCCAUCUAUCCCAGCAUACCACCACGGAUUUGAAUCAUUUUUUUAGGGUAGGCUCUCCGGGGCAAAAGAUCUUCUCUACAAGUGCCCGCAACAUAUUCGUAAACACCCUAAGGUUUGCAGCCUCUUUGGUUCGGCAAACAACUGCAACGGAAGUGUAUAACUACUCCUAGCUAUGCGUUAAAAGCUUAACACACACUGGAUGGCUAAGGCUCUUCAAGCAUGGUGGAAUAAAGUUUGUCAUAGCCUUAUUUUUGGCGCAUGGCACACCACAUCAAUAAUAUGUUGUUAUGGACCUAUAGACCUUAGUCAUAUCAGUCAAUGACAUAGGGAUCACAUGUCAUGCUAAUGAAUUCUAAACAUGGCAUAUAUCCAUUGACUUAGUCUAUCAAUGAUGUUGUAGACUGACUCUAGAUAUGAACUAUAUCCAUUUUCCUGCGUCCAUUAGUGCAAUAGUUUUUAAUUAUUUUUUCCGAGUUCUUUUUGCUAAUUACUUAUAAUGCAUAAUCUAUAUGCAUUACGUUGCAGGAGGUAACUUUAAGCUCUACUUCUUUUGCAUAUUUAGUUUUACAUUAACUGUAUUAGUUUACUAUUUUAUUACAAUAGAAAGAGAACUAGAGAGAUUACACCACUACAGUACUAAAGUACUAAAUAUCCCUCUCUAGAAAUAUCUCUGUAUUCCAGCAUUCCUUACGUUUGUAAUUGAGGCUCGAUAUCUCUUAUUCAAUAAAAUAAAUUUCUUCUUUCCUUAUUCUUAGUUUGUAUACACCAUCCACACCCAAUCAUACCCCAUCCGAAAGAUAGUGUUGGGCUUUCGGAAUCACGCGGAAAUAAACAUCAACACUAUGCGAACUCUGAAAGAAAAAUCCUUAAGUGGUCUGAUCUACUAGAGCUAUCUAAAACUUAUACAGCUAAGAAGUGAAAGGAAGAUCCAACAACGAUACCGGAGACCUCUCAAAUCACCUUGAAGCCAGCCAAUGGACCCGGGGGAAAACAUCAGAGGGGGUGUGGAUCCCAAGCGAUGGAACAAGGAGAUCAAGAUCUGGGAAACCUGACCCACAUGAUCCCGGAGGACGUAUGGACAAACCCUCGUGUCCGUGCGUUGUCUAGGACCUUGGAGAGACUGGAAACCGGAGCGAAGCCAGACGAGCUUUAGAAUCCACAGGAACAAAUCGAACCCCCUUUACACCAAUCAGGAAGAUGGAGUCAUUAGUUUCUUACACAGGGACGAACCAAACCCCCUGUCUAUCAAGAUUAUCAAGAUUAUAACUAGUUGUCAUUUCACUUCACCUUGAACUUUAAAAGCUUUGUGUGUAGUAAGCCCUACCUUACUGAUUGAGGACAGCUGCAUAGGAGGAGUUUCUCCUCCAACUUCUGUAUUUUCUGUUUCAGUACUUGUACCCUGACUUUCUUCCUCAUUUCUUCGGAAUUUUCCACAAGCAACAUCUGGAUUUUCUGUUUCAUAGCUUAUACCCUGAAUUUCUUCCUCAUCUUUUUCGGAAUUUUCCACAGGCAACAUCUGGAAAUGUUUCAGUUUUAAAAAAUGUUCUUUAUUCCACUUUUAACCGCAUUUAAAGCAAAGACCCAUCCUGCUCCUGUCUUGCAACUCACUUUGAGAUAGCCUUUGACCCCUUUCCAACUCUUACUUUGUCCCACUACUUCCUCUGUUUUAUUGGUAGCUACUGUUUUGUCUGUGCCUUGAGCAUUGCCCAAAUUAGCCCUCAACUUACUACCAUUUAUCCAAUGUGCUGCUUCUGUCAGUACAUUCGUUUAUCCUUCUAACCUCUCUUAUCCUCCUCUUUAUUUCUCCCAUCCUUCCCGGCUAGGUUCUUCUUCUCAAGUAAUAAAGGUUUGUCCAUCAAUUCUACUAAGUUACUGGAAUGAUACAACUUCAAUUCAGCACGAACUUCCUAUUUCAGCCCAUUUAGGAAAAAUGCCAUGUCUUUGUCAACAUGCCUUAAAGGGGCUACCACCAGUUCAAACGUCUCUCUAUAUUCCAUCACUGUACCCGUUUGUGUCACACUCAAAAUUGGCCCAAAAGGGUUUUGGACCAAGUCAGGCUGAAACCUCCUAAUCUAAACGGCCUUGAAUGAUUCCCAGUUUCUAUCAUCCAAUUGUUGCUCCCACCAUUGGAACCAAUUAAGAGGCUUAUCCUCCAUUGCAAUUACAAUCAUCUCCGCCUCCUCCUCAACAACCUGAUUGAGCUUGAACCUCGUCAUCUUCGUAAUCCAAAUGUAAGCCUCAUCUCUCCAUUGAACAAAGGUAGAUCAACCUUUCGACCAGUUCUCGCAUAUCCUCUAUUCAUCGCCUGCUAAUGCAAAUAGGAAGGCCAUGACCAGAUAACAAAAUACGCCCCCAGGGGUGAGGAAGGCGGUUUUCUGAGCGUCAUCUUCGUGCAUCAAGAUACAACGGUAUCCUCCGAAUGCAUCGAGAAAAGACAUCAACUCGCAGCCGAUCGUUUCGUCUACGAGCUGAUAAAUGUUAGGCAAGGGGAGCGGGUCCAUGGGAAACACCUUGUUCAAAUCGGUAUAAUCCACGCACAUUCUGAAUGCGGGGGAUUAGGUACUAGAACGGCGUUGGCCACCCACUCUGGAUACUUCACCUCCCUGAUAUGUUUUAUGGAGAGGAGAGUACUUACUUCUUUCUUGACGAAGUCCCUUCGAUCGACCAAGAGGUACAUCUUUUUCUGCGUAACUUGGGAGUAGGAGGGAUCAACCGAGAGUCUAUGAGUAAUCACCUCUCGGUUGAUACCAGGCAUGUCUUCAGGUCGCAGACGAAGAUGAUGGCAUACGCUCAAUGAUCUCCAUGUGUUGUUUCGCUGAUAGUGGCCUCCCAAUUUUUAAUUGAAGAUGUCCAGGAGUAUCUCUUGGAAUCUCGUCAAUUGGCUCAGCCCUCGGCCGAUCCUCUUCUUUGUGGGCGUCGGUCCGGAUAGUGUCCACCCUAAGUUUCAAGCGAGCCGUCUUCCUUGUGAUUUUGAGAUAGCAGUUGCGCACUAUCCUCUGGAUUCCCCGCGUGUACCCAAUCCUCUACGUGGUAGGGAAUUUAAUGCAUAGAUGUUUCAUGGAAAUGAUAGCCUCCAUGUCCCUCCAAGGCUGGUCGUCCCAGCAUCAAAU
Molecule: messenger RNA, 4576 nt
Organism: Cuscuta epithymum
Lineage: Eukaryota; Viridiplantae; Streptophyta; Magnoliopsida; Solanales; Convolvulaceae
Source: the annotation of a GenBank genome assembly